AUGUCCAUCCACCUCCGCGGCGACCCCCGGGUGUAUACCGUCCUCUUGCGGGCCCGGUCAAUGCGGGAAAGCAAGCACCUGAAGGCCAAUGAAUUUGAGAACGCCGGGAAAGUCAUCCUGCCGAGCCUGGUUCUGCAAGAGCUGUCCCACCAUCUGGUCACCUACCCGAUGGUUUUCUCCUUCUCCUAUGGCGAUCGAAUCACCCAUGGGGGUGUGGCCGACUUCGACCAGUGCCCAGGCAACGUGUACUUCCCCUCCUGGAUGAUGGACCAGCUGGGCAUCACGUCCGGUGACAAUGUCGUCGUUCGCAAUGUCAACCUCCCCCUGGGCAACUUUGUGCGGCUACAGCCGCUGACCGAGGACUUCCUGCAAAUCCACAACCAUCGAGCCACUCUGGAGCAUGGCCUCGUCCAGUAUGGCGCCCUGACCAAGGGCGAUGUCAUCACCAUCCCCUACGGCGACGAUCGGGUGUACAGACUCCGGGUGCUGGACACCAAGCCGGCCCCGGCCAUCGCCAUCACUGAGACCGAUCUCGAGGUGGACUUCGCCCCGCCGGCCGAUGUGGAAGCUCGUGAGCGGGCUGAGGCCGAGCGCCGCGAAGCCGAGGCGGCCCGCCAGGAGCGCGAACGCCAGGCCCUGGAGGCCGCGCGCCUGGCCGCCGCCACGGCCGAAGCUCGCCGGGUCAACUUCGUUCCCUUCUCCGGGUCCGGGACGCGCGUGCGCUCCGGCACGGCCGGGCCUUCGGGCUCUCGAUCGGGCCAUGACCCGGCCCUUGAGGCGAUCCUUGCCGAGGCUGCUGCCCAGAAGCCCGUCGUCCGGCCCUUCCUCCAUGGCGUCAACCCGGCCGCCGUGGUCCCGCUGGACCUGGGCCCGGUCGGUGCCAUUGUCAUCGGGUCACCGCAGCGGCUGGCCGACCCCGAGCAGCUGAAGGCCGCCAGCCAGGGGCUCCUUUCCUCCGGGGCUUCCUCUUCGGACACAGCCCUGCCCGGCGGGGCGCCAAUCUUCUCCGGGACCAGUGCCACACUCAAGAAGAAGAAGCGCUCGAAAAAGGCCAAGUCCAGUGUCGACGCGCCAUAG
Messenger RNA from Fonticula alba, 1077 nucleotides. RefSeq lists its product as hypothetical. The record is from RefSeq and is a predicted model, not a curated record. NCBI's taxonomy places the organism in Eukaryota, Rotosphaerida, Fonticulaceae. Bases 1 to 1077 code for a protein of 358 amino acids. Gene Ontology annotation, cellular component: VCP-NPL4-UFD1 AAA ATPase complex. The transcript has 4 exons. Gene Ontology annotation, molecular function: polyubiquitin modification-dependent protein binding.